GAGUUUAAUUAGUGCAGAGAGCAUGUGGAGCACCAGUAUAGCUACAUUCACUUCACAGCACAAAGCUCUGGUCUACAGUACAAUCCUCAAAGGCAGCUGUGGACAAGUCAAACAUGGUGUAUGGACUGUCUUUAAGGGUUUCUUGGAUCUCUCUGCUGUUGUUUAGCAAUAGUGCUUGUUUUCCUGCACCAAAGGACUACAGAUACGCCUACACUGCUACCUGGGGCUCCGGUGGUGGAACUGCUCCUGAAUCAAACAUUCAGUCUAAAGGCUCACGUCCUCCUCUGGUGAACCUGCAGUAUGGCCCAUCUGCUAAUUAUCAGCACCCUGAGGCAGACCCCCAACAGGCCAGCUCUCCCACUGGAAACCAAUCCCCAUCCAGAGUAAGAGCUCCCAGUGUAGCUGCAGGCUUGUCACCAAGUUAUGAGCCAAACAGUUUUAUUGUGAGUUAUGAUUCCAGCUCUAACAAACCCGCCAGUACUCUUUCCCAGGAUGCAGGGUAUUUCAGCCCUACUGCUCGUCCUCUUCUACCUACCGGCACUAGGAAGAAGACUCCUAGCUUCUCUGUGCAGUCUCAAUAUGUUGCUGGUACCAGUGGAAACGCCAAUAUGGAUUCAAGUGAGUCAGCAUCUGACCCAGUCUACCAGGCUUCUCCAGCAUACCCUGCUGGUGGGGACAUGGACACAACCUUGGACUUUGGUGCUGGACCUGUUCCUUACAACGGUGCUCCUGCAACCUACACCUAUAAUGCUGGAUCUUAUCCUUAUGCCAACAAGCACCCUGCAACACAAGGCACUGAACAAAGAAGUCUUAACACAGCUGCCACAGGCUGGCUUGAUGACAGAUCUUUUCCCUAUGGCGAGGCUCCUACAAGCUUCAGGUUUGGUGCUGAAACUUACGCUACCGCUCCUGUAACCUACAACUUUGGUGAUGGAGCUGCUUCCCAGGGUGCAGGGUAUGUCAGCCCUACUGCUCAUCCUCUUCCACGUACCGGCACUCCAAGCUUCUCUUUGCAGUCUCAGUCUGUUGCUGGAACCAGUGGAAACUCAAAUAUGGAUUCAAGUGUGGCAGCAUCUGCUGCUGGGAACAUAGUCACAACCUUGGACUUAGGUGAUGGACCUGUUUCUUACAUCAGUGCUCCUGCAACCUACACCCAUAAUGCUGGAUCGUAUCCUUAUGCCAACAAGCACCCUGCAACACAAGGUGGUCAAGCAGGUCGUAACACAGCUACCCCCGGUAAGCUUUAUGAUGGACCUGUUUCCUACUGGUAUCCUUACGCUGCCACUCCUGCAACCUACAACUCUGGUGAUGGCGCUGCUUCCCAGGGUGUAGGGUACAUCAGGCCUACUACUCAUACUCUUCCACGCACUGGGAAGAAGACUCCUAGCUUCUCUGUGCAGUCUCAGUUUGUUGCUGGUACCAGUGGAAAUUCCCAAAUGGGUUUUGGUGGGGGGGCAUCAGGCCCAGUCUAUCGGGCUUCUCCAGCAUACCCUGCUGCUGGGAACAUGGCUACAACCUUGGACUUUGAUGGACCUGUUCCUUACAUCGGUGCUCCUGCAACCUACACCUAUAAUGCUGGAUCUUAUCCUUAUGCCAAUAAGCACCCUGCAACACAAGGCGGUCAAACAAGUCGUAACACAGCUGCUAACGGUGGGCUAGAGGGACCUAUUCCUUACGGCAGUGCUCCUACAAGCUUCAGGUUUGGUGUUGCACCUUUUCCUAACCCUGCUCCUGCAACCUCCAACUAUGUAGACGGCGCUGGUUCUGCCCCUGGCCUUCCUUGGGCCUUGCAGCCUGAAGAGGAAACUGACUCCUUGUUUCCAGACUUUGACAUCUCUGCAUUUGAGUCUCAGACGCUGCUGAGCGAGAGUGAGAUCCCUCUGCCGCCACCUUCAUCCUACAUAAUCCCAUCCAGAAAUGGCUACCAGCAAGCACUAGAAGCCCUUUCCCCCAGUAAGCACUCCCCAGAGUACUCUGAGCCACCAGUCUUUGCCUCCAAGACUCCACCAGUGAUUGAGUCCAAGGGAGUAAAGAACAUCCAAUGAGGUGAACUUGAUGACUGUGAGCUUCAGCCUUCCUGGAACUGUUUACAUGUUUGAAAGUCUUAAAAGAUUAAUAAAAAAAAAUCUGACCAUGA
Sander lucioperca (pikeperch) is the source of this 2137-nucleotide messenger RNA. Its product is annotated as nuclear envelope pore membrane protein POM 121-like. The record is from RefSeq and is a predicted model, not a curated record. The transcript is spliced from 7 exons. Bases 114 to 2045 code for a protein of 643 amino acids. NCBI's taxonomy places the organism in Eukaryota, Metazoa, Chordata, Actinopteri, Perciformes, Percidae.